Molecule: messenger RNA, 481 nt
Organism: Rhizophagus irregularis DAOM 181602=DAOM 197198
Lineage: Eukaryota; Fungi; Glomeromycota; Glomeromycetes; Glomerales; Glomeraceae
Source: RefSeq, a predicted model, not a curated record
AAUUUUGUUCAUUUGUUCACUUCUCAAUUAUAACUAUAGAUUAUAACUUUUUUUAAAAAAAAAGAAAGAUUUUUUAACCUUCUCCAUUCUUUAUCCAAAUUUUCAAAAUGCCUGGAACUACUAACCCCGUUAUUCGUGCUAAGAAUAAGGCUUAUCUCUCAAAUACUAAUAGUCGAACUCAUUCAUUGAAAAAGACAAAAGAAGAUAAAAUACCUGUUAGUCAAGUAACUUUGGGAAUUAUUCUUUUCGUAGUUAUUGGUUCCGCUAUUUUUGAAAUUCUCAAAUACAUCUAAAAAAAUAUUUCACUAAAAAGGUUUCUUUCUUUCCUGAGAUCAAUUAAUAAUAUUAUAAUAGUCUUUUUCUGAUUUUUCUGAUGUGAAAUCAAAAAAAAAACCCCCUUAAAAAUUUUUUUAAUAUACAUUACAUUUUUUUUUAGUUUAUAAUAGUUACACGCUAAUUUGCAAUUAAUAAAUUAUAGUUU